CUUCCACCUUUUCACAUCUAAACCCUAAAUUUAUAUAUUUCUAGGGUUUUCACCCCCAAUUUCACAGCUCAAAAAAUAUAUAAAAAAUGGGCGGAAAAUGUCCACACAGAAGGGUGAAAAAAAGACGUUACGGUCAUAAAUCAUUCCGUCUCGCUAAAUUCCUUAUUAAAGGUGAUGAUGCUGUUUAUGAUGAGCUAAAGAAACCGGAAAUCGUGUUGCCGAAAGACGAAGAUUUGCCGGGGAUGGGUCAAUAUUAUUGUUUACAUUGCGAUCGGUAUUUUGCGAAUGUGACGGUGAGAGAUGAGCAUUUCAAGACCAAGCGUCACAAGAAGCGGCUGAAGGUGAUGGCUGGCCCUGCACCACAUACACAGCUCGAUGCAGAUCUAGCAGCUGGAAUGGGCAUGCCUGAUAACGGGCCAAAGCUAAUGUCGAUGUGAGCCUAUCAAUACUUGAUGUUCCUUUAAUUUAGUAUGCAAUGUAAGAAUCAAAGUUUUUCUCCACAUGUAAUGUUACAGAAAGAUGAUUUAUAACGAAUCGUGGAAAUUGGUAUCAUUAACCCUUGGAUAUGAAUGUUCAGUUUGUUA
Molecule: messenger RNA, 584 nt
Organism: Erigeron canadensis
Lineage: Eukaryota; Viridiplantae; Streptophyta; Magnoliopsida; Asterales; Asteraceae
Product: zinc finger protein 593
Exons: 4
Coding region: 87-437 (116 amino acids)
Molecular function (GO): zinc ion binding; nucleic acid binding
Source: RefSeq, a predicted model, not a curated record